CUUCUCACUUAUCAUGCGCGCAUCUUUCCGUGUCCUCCAGGAAGCGGCGGCGGCAGCGGCGGCGCGCCCCGCCCAAGCCGUCCGGCGCGACGCGACGCGGCGGAGUGGGAGUGCGCGGACGCCGUCGGGCGCUGGCGCCCCCGCGUCCCGGACGUCCAACCACCUCGUCAUCGACGUGCCCUUCACCGCGCUCCCCUCGGACGUGCACCGCGCGCUGAAAGAGGUCGGCGCGGUACCCAAAGACUUCCCACUCAGCGCGAUCGUGCGGCAGCCGGUCGGGGCGUCGCGCAAAGCCUCCUUGACGGCGCGGUACCACUUGACGGUGCGCAACCCGUCGCUCGCGCAAGAGACGUACAACGUGCUCAUGUCCCGCCCGCUCUUCGCGGCGGGCAGCUCGCGCGCGUCCGUGCAGCCCGGGCGGCCCGCGUUCGGCGCGAACGGGCUCAAAGACGACGCGCGCGUCGCCUUCAGCGCGCAAAACGCCGCCGAGUGGGGCGCGAAAAUGAUCGCCAGCGUACAGGCAUGGCAGCCGACGGAUUACCAGUACGCGCAGCAGGCGGCGCUGCGCACCGGCGGGCUGCCGGACGCCGCGUGGGCGAUGCAGCCCAACACGUCGGGCCGGCGCGUGCUCCUCCGCGGCUUGCCGCGCGAGCGGCCUGUCAAUCUCGUCCGCGACUUCAUCCGGGAUAUGGGCGUCGAGAUCGAGGCGGACGGCCUCAAGCGCCUCGUCCCCGCCCAGCUUAGUAGUCGCGCGGCGUAUGCCGUGACCUGCAAGUCGGUGGCGGACGCGCACUACCUCGCCCGCCGCCUCAACAUGGCACCAUACCUCCAGUCCGUGUUGGGGUACGAGUACAUGAUGCGCGCGCACGUCAUUUGGUAGCCUGGGUCGAGUAUCGUUACAUGCAUGCUGCUCU
Molecule: messenger RNA, 914 nt
Organism: Cutaneotrichosporon oleaginosum
Lineage: Eukaryota; Fungi; Basidiomycota; Tremellomycetes; Trichosporonales; Trichosporonaceae
Source: RefSeq, a predicted model, not a curated record